UUAUCACAACGACGACCGAUGACGACGAGUGUUGUUAAAUAAGUGCAACCAGUGAUAUUCACCCUCUACCGCUGGUAUUAGAGGGUUCGGUGGUUUUCACAUUGCAAAAAUUAUGCAAUUUUUAUUUUCUAAGUAGGAGUGAGAGAGAAUACUUGUAGUAUUGAAAAUAAAUCGCGGUGUUUUUUUUUUCUCGAUUUUGUAAAAGUAUUGAAACUUGAAAAUCAACCCUUGUAAUUUCAUGCUCUGUGAAAGCUAUAGUAGUCAUAGAACCGAUGUUAUAGAAAAGAUUAAUGCAUUCGUUCUCGGGUUGUUAUCAGAGAUAGUUCACCUACUUAUAAAUUGAAAUAUAUUUUGAAAAAUAAUAUUUGGAGAAUGAAAACAAACAUUAUUUGGUUUCGACACGGACUUAGAAUCCAUGAUAAUCCGGCUUUGUUUGAGGCAGUUGCUGAUAAAAGAAAUGAAACAAGAUUGCUACCUUUAUUUAUAUUUGAUGGCGAGAGUGCAGGUACAAAAUGCGUUGGUUACAACCGCAUGCAAUUUCUUCUCGAUUCUCUAAAUGAUAUUGAUGAAAAAUUUCGCGCUCACGGUGGACAAUUGUAUCUUAUUUGUGGUAAUCCAGCUAGUAUAUUUAGACGUCUCCAUAACCAAUUGGGAAUUGGAAAGAUUUGCUUCGAGCAUGAUUGUGAACCUAUUUGGAGUAAACGUGACAACGAUGUUAAAGAUCUUUGCAUUGAGUUGGGUAUCACAGUAGUGGAAAAAGUUUCGCACACCUUAUGGGAUCCAAGGAUGGUUAUAAAUACCAAUGGGGGAAUAGCUCCACUUACUUAUCAAAUGUUUUUGCAUACUGUUCAAGUAAUUGGACUUCCUCCAAGGCCUAAAUCGGACAUUGAUUGGACAGGUGUUAAUUUUGCCCAUCUUUCUGAUCAGCUUCGUGGCGAUUUGGACAUUUUUAAAGAGAUUCCUCGACCCGAAGAUUUUGAUAUUUUCCCAGAAAGUUUAGGUUAUGUGGCUAAAGUCAUAUGGAAGGGUGGCGAAACAGAAUCGCUACGGCUUCUCAAAGAGCGAUUGAAAAAAGAGGAAAAUGCUUUUAAAAACGGCUGUUAUUUACCGAAUCAAGCUAAUCCCAAUAUUUUGGAAACACCAAAAUCAAUGAGUGCUCAUUUGCGUUUUGGUUGCUUAUCGGUUCGGCGCUUUUAUUGGGAUGUACAUGAUCUGUUUGAGAAAGUUCACCAAAGCUAUGGUUAUAGUUCGUCUGGUGGUGCUCACAUUACUGGCCAAUUAAUUUGGAGAGAAUAUUUCUACACCAUGUCUGUAAACAACCCAAACUAUGAUCGCAUGGAAGACAAUGAAAUUUGUUUGACUAUACCUUGGGCAAAACCCUGCCAAGACCAAUUGACCAAAUGGAAAAUCGGUCAAACCGGAUUCCCAUUGAUCGAUGGAGCAAUGAGACAGUUAUUGUCUGAAGGAUGGUUACAUCAUUGUUUGCGUAAUACGGUGGCAACUUUUCUUACUCGUGGUGCAUUGUGGCAGUGUUGGGAACAUGGACUUCAACAUUUCCUAAAAUAUCUCUUAGAUGCUGAUUGGUCGGUUUGUGCUGGCAAUUGGAUGUGGGUAUCGUCUUCGGCCUUUGAGACUUUAUUGGAUUCUUCGAUUUGUACUUGUCCGAUUGCUUUGGCUAAGCGAUUGGAUCCAAAUGGAGAGUACAUUAAGCAGUACAUUCCAGAGUUGGCUAACAUUCCGUCAAAAUACAUUCAUGAACCAUGGAAGACUCCACUGGAAAUACAAGAACAAGCUGAGUGCAUUAUAGGAAUUCAUUAUCCAAAUCGAAUUAUUGACUUGAAUGCGGCCUCAAAACAGAAUAAUAUGGCCAUGACCACAUUGAGACACGCACUCAUUGCAGAUGGUGCUCCUGAUGAAGGUCCACCACAUUGCAGACCAUUUAAUGAAGAGGAAAUUCGUCAAUUUUUUUGGCUUAAUUAAUAACUUAAUUAAUCAAUAAAUAAAUAAUAAUUACGGAAAGGUUUUAAGAAUUGAUCAAAAUAAUCUCAAUAUACCUACAUUAUAUUUUUGUUUUUUAAGGGCUAAUUUUGUAUCACCAUUAAGACUCUAUUAAAUGAAUAACGUCAAAAAGUAUAUUCCUAAUUAACUGAGAUUUAACUGAUUAUUAAACAUUUUAUCAGAAUCAU
Messenger RNA from Episyrphus balteatus (marmalade hoverfly), 2186 nucleotides. RefSeq names its product cryptochrome-1 (gene cry). Gene Ontology annotation, biological process: circadian regulation of gene expression; entrainment of circadian clock by photoperiod. The coding region runs from base 373 to 1980 and encodes 535 amino acids. The record is from RefSeq and is a predicted model, not a curated record. The transcript has 5 exons. Gene Ontology annotation, cellular component: nucleus; cytoplasm. Gene Ontology annotation, molecular function: DNA binding; FAD binding. NCBI's taxonomy places the organism in Eukaryota, Metazoa, Arthropoda, Insecta, Diptera, Syrphidae.